UUGAUCGGAAUGGGAAAGCACGAUGUGUAAUUUCUAUAGCCUGGCAAAAAAAGUGUAUAAUGAUUCUGCAAUUAGAGAGCAUUUUGAUACCUUUGCAUGGGUUCAAGUUUCUCAGAGCUGCCGAGGUAUCGAGCUAGCAAAAGACAUCAUGAAAAAAGUAAUGAGAAACAAAAAGAAGGAAGAAACAACUACAGGAGGUACAGUAGAAGGCUUAGAGCGGAUGGGUGAGGAAGACGUGAGACAGGGGCUCCAUGAUUUACUAAGAGACAAAAAGUAUCUGGUCGUGAUGGAUGAUGUCUGGACUUUUGAUAUUUGGAGAGAAAUGCAGCGAGUCCUUCCUGAUGAGAACAAAGGUAGCAGAAUACUGCUUACCACACGUAACAUUGAGGUUGCAAGAGAUGCCGCGCCAUGGAUUCGUCCACAUGAACUGCACCUUUUAGACGACAAGGAGAGCUGGAAACUCUUUCGUAGGAAGGCAUUUCCACCAAAUCAGGAUGUCCCAACUGAGGUGGGGGCAUUGGCCCGGAAGCUUGCAAACAAGUGUGGUGGACUUCCUCUUGCACUGGUGAUGUUAGGGGGCCUUCUGUCAAGGAAAGAUCAAAGCUACGAUACGUGGUUGGAAGUAGCUCAGAGCAUGAACUGGGUAUCUACCGGAGAUGGGAAGGAAUGCCUCAAAAUAUUGGGUUUAAGUUACAAUGAGUUGUCAUAUCCCUUAAAAACAUGUUUUCUAUACAUCGCUGCGUUUCCAGAGGACUCCAUUAUCUCUGUUUCCAAAUUAGUUAGGUUGUGGGUCGCCGAAGGUUUCAUACUGCAAGAAAAGCGACAGACAAUGGAAGACACCGCAAGGGAUUGGUUGGAUGAGCUGGUGCAGAGGUGCAUGAUCCAGGUUGUCCAGAGAAGCAGGGCUCGUGGGCGGGUUAAGAGCAUACGCAUCCAUGAUCUGUUACGCGACUUCGGCGUUGAAGAAGCCAAAAAGGAUGAAUUUCUUCAUGUUUGCAGUAGUGGCGACAUGGCCGAAUCUUCUCGUAUAUCGAGUCAUCGUGCAGCUUUCCACAAUCGUAUGCAAGACAAGGCUACUCUCUCCUCACCGCAUCUCCGCACUUUGCUGGGCUUCAGUUUAAUUUUGACUAAUGGGGGAAGAUUUUUGAAUGGGUUAAACUUAUUAAGGGUGCUAGAUCUGGAGGGUGCAGAAGAUUUGAAGGAGUUACCGAAGCAGAUCGGCAGCAUGAUUCAUCUACGAUACCUGGGAUUGAGAAAAACUGGUUUGAAGAGACUGCCAUCCUCAAUCCGGCGUCUCCUGAAUCUGCAGACUCUGGAUGCCAGAGACACAUGCAUUUAUUGGCUUCCAAAAUCAUUUUGGAGAAUCCAGACACUGAGGCACGUCUAUAUUAAUAUGCUUGCUUUUAUAAGCGCCCCAAUAAGUGCCGAUCACAACAACUUGCAAACUCUGGAAAUCGAGGACUUUGAAUUUGAUUGGGAUGUUAGGGAGAUCCUCCGUUCACGUUCACUAAACAUAAGAUUCAGAAAAAAUUGGGUUACUACACCGAGCUUGACUAUGAACGAGAUUAAGGAAGCAUGUGAGAGAAUGUUUCCAGAAUCACUCGAAAAAGUACUUGAGAAAAUGGACAGCCUCGUCUCCUUGAGUCUAGAUUUUUCUCUUAUCCCUGGGGACGUUCUUUUCGCUUGGGCACCAAAACUACACCAGCUCCGUUCACUGACACUAUAUGGACGGUUGUUACUCAAACAGCAGCAGCAGCUCCCAGAUAGCAGUCAAUUCCCGCCAAACCUCACCAAGCUCGUAUUAUGGAAUUCUGAAUUGGAGCAAGACCCAAUGUCGGUGCUGGAGAAUUUGCCAAAACUCAGGCUUCUUGAACUGAAAGGCAAUUCAUAUUUGGGGAAGAGCAUGUCGUGUUCUUCUGCUGACGGCUUUCCUCGACUGCAACACUUGGAAUUAUACAGUGUCCACAAUUUAAAGGAAUGGAGGGUGAAGGCUGGGGCGAUGCCCAGCCUCACCCACCUAACGAUUGUGAACUGCAGGGAGUUGAAGAUGCUUCCCAAGGGAUUGCAGCAUAGCACCACACUUCGAGAACUGGAGCUGUCUCAAAUGCCCCAUGAGUUCUAUGACAAGGUCAAAAAUGAGGUUCGGUACGAGGUCCGAUACCAUGAGUACCCCUACCCCUACAGUUUGUUUUCAGAUGAGAAUCCUAAUGCCUGUUGCAUAGUUUAAUUAGCGUUAGCUGAAGUGAUGAUCCAGUCAAUAAGGUUCUCUAGCUUUCUUUAAUAUAUACAAGGCAACAUUUCUAGCUAUUUCUUAUGAAACCAUGGAACUCUUGAUUGUAUUAGUUCCUAUUUUUCAUUUCCACAUCAUAUGUUUCUUUAGAUUUGAUGGAAUUGUUAAUUUUCUGUAAUGUAUUUACUAAUGCUUUUGACACAUGAACUUCUAUUUCAACUUGCAAAUAUUUGGCGAUCUAUGUUAUAUUC
Molecule: messenger RNA, 2481 nt
Organism: Phoenix dactylifera (date palm)
Lineage: Eukaryota; Viridiplantae; Streptophyta; Magnoliopsida; Arecales; Arecaceae
Source: RefSeq, a predicted model, not a curated record